GAGGCAGUCCGUGGUCGCGCUGCUGGUGGUGUUGCUGCUUUUUCGCUGGGCGGGCGAAGGCCUUGAAGCUUUUGCCGGGCUUAGUCGACGUCUUCAAAGCAUUGGCCUUUUGGGAGAUGUGGCAACCAGGUCGAAGCACACUGUUCGUCACGUUGUACAGGAACCACCCACAAGGAUGCGUCCUCCGGAUGUAGAAGAUGCCGUCCGAUCCAAGGCUGCUGACUGGGCAGAGUGCAUGGUGCAGUUUGGGGAUGGAUCCUACGAUGCCGAAGAGGUGUGGGUUUUCAGGCGCAAAGACUUUGAGGAAUUUCAGCGCCUCAUUGGGUUGCGUUUGAGUUAUCGGAAGCCUGGUCACGGUCAGGAAGGUCCUGCACGUUAUGGAGAGGCAAGGCGAGAGGAGGUGCACGCGCCUCCUGUGUUCAGGUCUUGA
Molecule: messenger RNA, 430 nt
Organism: Cladocopium goreaui
Lineage: Eukaryota; Dinophyceae; Suessiales; Symbiodiniaceae
Source: the annotation of a GenBank genome assembly